CCCAUCACAGACAGGGUAAUGAUUCCGCCUCCAGACAGGAUUGCUGACGUGGCGGGAAGAGGUGACCAAUCAAUGCUCAAAGAAUCAUUGUCUCUUUCUCUCCAAUGGGCCCAAAGCCCCACAGCACUACAGAGAGCAAUGAGCCCAUCAAAAGAAGUGAAGGGCCGUCUGACACAUGUCCCCUUUGUGACCGGCACUGCGGUCCUUAUUUGGCCAGCUCCGUGCUCCCCGCCGUUCCUCAAAAUAACCGCCGUCUGUGAUCAUUUGCCGCCGGACGUCUAGAUCGCCUGCCACGUGUCCCGCAUUCUAUUCGUUAAGGUUCGGUCACCAUCUAGCUAGAUAGCCACAGUCACGAACAAGAUUGGUUAGGGGGAAUGUGUGUUGAUCGCUUUUCUCCACUUCUCUUCGUUUUCCCAUUCCAGUCUGAAUUAUCAUAACUUGGUUAGGAUCAUGCGAUUUUCAAUGGUUAAAGGCAGUGUUAAGUUCGUAGUCGAAAUUGAAUCACUAUAUCCCUCUUAAUCCGCUUUAUAUUUUACUUACUUAGAAUAUAUCAUGUUAGGCCACGUGAACUGAACUUACAAUCUAUAGGUGCAACAAGACCUUUGCCGAUGUGUCAAACCUACGUUGUCAUUGUGCAUGUCAGGAUUCUCGAGAAAAUAUUUCCUAGCUAUUCACCGAAUAGGAAAUUGAAAUUUUUUGCUAUUAUGUAUAGCUUCUCUUCAAUUCUUUUCAAAAAAAUCAGACUUGUGUAAACAUUAUACCAGACUUUAACUAUUUGAUUCAGAACAGUACUUCAAAAUUUUUUGGAUCGAACAUAUAGUCCAUCGGUCACAACAACAUAAAAACAAACCAAAAACAAAGAAUGUAUGUUGAGUGAAAGGAGAUUUUUUCUUGGGUGAUAGUCAUAGGCAUGGUUGUCAUGCCGGUGGCAUGCCACCCGGUUGAACCUGGUUCAACCUGUACUGGUCAUGAAACUGGCAUGACACCACCGGUAUGACCGGUAUGAUCGACUUACGCAUUCUAAGUAAAAUGACAUCAUUUUAAUGAAUUUAAUGAAUAAAAAUAAUAAUUUAUUAUUCAUUUUAUGAAUGUAAUAGUUAAAAGUUGAUGAUAUUUGUUGGAUUGUAACUAAAUUGUCCACAUAUAUAUUUUAUAUAUAAUUAAAUACAUUGGAUAUUAAUUGUUUUCACAUUUUUUUAGACCAAUAUGAACCGGCACAAACUGGUUAUACCACCGGUCGUACCAUUCCACUUGCCAAACCGGCGCAACGGUAUAAACCGGUUUGACAACCUUGGUCAUAGGAUUCCCUUUUGCAAUAAUUUGGAGAAGGAUUUACAUGUAUACGUCCAAGGAAAGAUACCAAAUUAAUAGCAUUAGAAAAGAAACCCCAUUAAUUACUUACUUACGUCGUAGUAGUAAUGAUAAAUGAUCUUCAAUUAAUAUUGUCUAUGCUUUCUCGUCGAAGGCACAUCUGAUCGAUCUGCAAAUUAAAGCUCUGAUAAUUAUCCAGCCGCAUGAUUGCCACUCAUCACCAUAGUGGUACCUAGCUAGCCUAUUGAGUUGAGGCAUGUCUUUCUUUCUUUCUGUGCAUAAGUCAAUGCGCUCCCUUUUUGUACUGUUAUUACGGUGAUGCUACGGAUCGGGAAAUCGCCCGGAAUCGAGAAAACAAGAAUACGAAAGCGAGAAUCGAAAACAGACACACGAUUUACGUGGUUUAUUAACACGAUGUGUGUUAAUUAGCUAGUCCACGGGCAAGAGAGAGAGAGUCAGUUUCACUAUAUCGAGGAGAUUACAGAUUACAGAGAAGAUGAGAAGUAUUUAUAUACUUCUCCAUGUGGGUCCAAACCUAAUCUAAUCUGGUAAAGGAAACGGUUACAGUAGACCAGUCCCAAAACCAUACCAGAUUCCAAUUUGAUAAUGCGCGGCUGAUGUAGUCCGAUUCAAAUAACAUCAACAUCGUACUACGCUAGUUGUCUAUCUCGUUAAUCGUAAUAUUGUAUUGGGUUAAAGCACCUUUUAAUUUGCUGCUAAGUCAAAAUUUUCAAUGAAUACUGUAGAGCAAAAAGGAAAGGUGGAGACUGGAGAGGGCUGGAAUAUAUAUAUAAUUAAUGCAUGGCAUGGGAUUAGAUACAUGGCUUUACAGAAAGGCCAAACUGGAAGGAAAAAAAAGCCUCUUCAUCAUUAGCUUCCAUCUUAUAAUUAACCUUAAUCAAAACUGUAUAACCACAAUAAUCGGCCACUCAAUCAUAUCUCUGAAACAAAAAGGAAAAUUAAUGAACAACAUUCCGAUGAACGUAUGAGAAAACAUAUUGAUCGGUUUAUUUGCCCGUCAAGGCAGGCUUUGUUCUCCUUUGUUUGGGGGUUAAAUUAUAUUAAUUACCAAAAAGGUGAAGAGAUAAAGUUGACAAACUAAAUCUUACACUUAGAUUUUACUGCUUCCCACUAAUUGGCAAACCAAAAUGGAUCGUUACGUUUAACUUAUCGGACUAGAGGAAGGAGGGAGCCAGAAAACUAGGGUUUCUGCAUAUUGUGCGAUGGAUCCUUUUCCUUGGUAGAGGUGUUUAAACGGUUUGGAUACCAUGUUAAUCGUUUUAACCAGUACUAUUUGGAUAAUUUGGUUUGGUUAAUUUGGAUAAUUGGUUUGGUUUGGUUAAAGUUUUUACUUCAGAAAUUUUUGCAAAAUUGGGUUGCACAAAACUGAGCACAACUCGCGCAAGGCGCAAAAGUUCAAGGAAGACAGCAUGAGUUUCGUCUAGUCUUGCGAGUUGCGACAUGACUAUGCCAUUCUGAAAUCCCCUAUCGUCGAUAGAUCGAAAUGGAAUUUAUGAUAGCACUGUGUAGUAUCUAAGCUAAGAUUAUGGAGUGUUGACCUAGAUGAUUUAACAUAAGUACUACUUGUGCUAUUUUCUCUCUCUCACUCUCUCUAGCUUGCUAGCUCUCCCUUUUUUGCUGUGCCCUUUUGCUAUUUUCUUUUCAGAAUGGUACUCGAUGAAUUGAUCGAUCGUUCUGUUUGAUAAGGAAGGAAUUCAGAAAACAGUAGCCACCCCCACUAGCUAGAACAAAGAGAGUUGGUGGGACACCCCAAAUCCAUCGGGCCCUUUGUUUUUAGAUUUCAUUCAACCCUUCUAUCUCUUCUCACAUUGCAGAAAUAGUACACUUUGAUGCUCAUUUAUUGGACAACAUUAUCAUAUUUGUGUUAUGCAAAUCAAAACCUGUUUUUGGGGUUUGUUUCCUAAUAAUCAUGCUUAGCUUUUACCACCCUUGAAGUGCCAUCUGCAACUAGCCAAAGGUUAAAUGGGUUCCAGUACGUCAGGUGAAACGUUGAAAUAUUGCCAUGCCUUUAGAGGACCUAAUUUAAUUAGCAAAUGGUGUCUGCAUCAGAAGAUGGACCAGUGGAAGCUAAUUCAACUUAGUGGUCGAGUAGGGUAAAACUCGAACUCGAUGGAUUAUUAAAGGGUAUGGAUAAAAAAAUAUGAACCCGAAUAUUGCGAUUGAUUGAUAGACAUGAUUUUCUCGCUAUCCAAUCUGAACUCGUCAGAUUAUCUACAUGCAUAUGUAUUUUGAUGUUUUUAUAUUUAUUAUGGCAAAGAGAAAUUAUCAUCCAUGAUAACCGUGGAUGCCCAGUCCGAGUAAGGAUACUAUUUUGAUGUUUUUAUCCGAUUCUAUAUGAGUAUAGGUAUUGGUAGAACCCGAUCUAUUUAGAAUAAUAACAUGUCCACUGUCCGACCCGACCCGUUGUCAUCCUACUCUCUGGGGCAGAAAACAUAAAGGGUUUUGGAUGGAAUGGAAAAGAUAAGGUGAUCAAUGGUGGAAGAAGGCGAUAUAGUGUAUGCACAUUUACAAGAAAAAAAGAUCAUGUUGGCAGCUAGCUAGGGUUUUAAUAAGUCAAUAUUCUCACACUGAUCACUCAAUAAGCUAUUACAAAGGACAAAGGAAAGAAAUUACAAGUUGUACAUAACAUGGGGAGGGACCCAUAAUAUAUCUAAUGUCACACUUACUGGGAUGCACAGAAAUAUGGCAAAACCAACAACAUGCAUGACCUUCCUUCCUCCAACAUUAUUCCAUCUAACCAUCUUCUCCCCCUCUAGCCUUCACUGCAACAUCAUGAAGAAUGAUUCAAUGUCCCCCUCAACUUUUAUAGGCCUUGGGACCUUUAAUUUGUGGGUACAUGCCCUACUCCAUAGUCCUUUCCCUCCCUACCCACCAUACACGGUUAGAAAUAGAACGGAAAAAUUAGG
Messenger RNA from Linum trigynum, 4238 nucleotides. NCBI's taxonomy places the organism in Eukaryota, Viridiplantae, Streptophyta, Magnoliopsida, Malpighiales, Linaceae. The record is from the annotation of a GenBank genome assembly.